This is a messenger RNA of Empidonax traillii (willow flycatcher), 1827 nucleotides long. It is a transcript of the gene MMACHC, whose product is annotated as metabolism of cobalamin associated C. Gene Ontology annotation, biological process: cobalamin metabolic process. Bases 29 to 760 code for a protein of 243 amino acids. The record is from RefSeq and is a predicted model, not a curated record. Gene Ontology annotation, molecular function: demethylase activity; FAD binding; cyanocobalamin reductase (cyanide-eliminating) (NADP+) activity. Lineage: Eukaryota; Metazoa; Chordata; Aves; Passeriformes; Tyrannidae. The transcript is spliced from 4 exons. Gene Ontology annotation, cellular component: cytoplasm.
UGGUGCCCCGCGCGGCGCCGCCGCCGCCAUGGAGCGGCGCGUGGCGGAGCGGCUGCGGGGCGCGCUGGGGCCGCUCGGCCUCGAGCCGCACGCCUUCAAGGUUGGAUGGUACAAUGCGGUUCUCCAGCCAGCCUUUCAUCUCCCCUACCCAGAUGACACGCUGGCCUUCGUGAUCCUCAGCACCCCUUCCAUGUUUGACAAGGCCCUUAAGCCUUUUGUGAAGAAAGAACGAUUAAAAAUAAUCAGGGAUCCCGUGGAUCAGUGUAUUUCCUAUCAUUUAUCACGUGUGAAGGAGAAAUUCCCCGACCAGAGGGUGGAUGUCAUGUUUGAUUACGAGAUCCUGCCGAGCCGAAAGCCCAAGUUCUUGGCACAGACGGCUGCCCACGUUGCUGGAGCUGCGUAUUACUACCAAAGGAAGGAUGUGAAGCACGAUCCGUGGGGGAACAAGAAGAUCUAUGGCGUGUGUAUCCAUCCCAAGUAUGGCGGUUGGUUUGCCAUCCGGGGUCUCCUCCUGUUCCCAGACAUUCAGGUGCUGUUCCUGGAGCAGCCUGCCCCUGUUGACUGUGUGAGCACAGAGGAGAAAAGGAUUGAGUUGCUGGAGCAGUUCAAUUUCCACUGGCAGGACGGGCGCUACAGGGACAUCAUCGAGGUGAAGGAAAGGUAUUCGGAGGAGCAGAGAGUCUACUUUGCCACCCCUCCAGCGGAGAGAUUCCGCCUGCUGGGGCUGACACAGGAAGCCCAGAGGAUCGCAUUUCACUGAGGAACUGGCUCCAGGGAGGGCCAGAGGGCAGCAAAGUGUAGCUCAUCAGCACCAACCUUUCCCUGUGGUGCCGAGGAGGAGGAGAAUGGUGUGCCUAUAAAGAGGUGGCAAAUCCGAGCAGUGUGGGCAGCAUCUCUGUCCAAACAUCAGUUCCCAGGGAGAGGGAGGAGCACUGCUCCAUGGCACUCGUGGUCUGGGGGAAGGUGGAGUAGUGCCUUCCAUGCUGCUGAUGAUCAGGUGUGUCUUUUGGGGAGUCCAUCUUUUUGGUAGGAUACUGAUUGGCUUUGGUUGGGAAUAGUUCAGGCACCCUGGCACCUGGAAAACCCGUGCUGCUCAUUAGAGAAGUCAUUUUUGUUCUCAAGAAUUGUCUUUCCUAAUGUAUUUGUAAAUGUAUAAGAAGAUCAGCCACUCUACCCCAAAAUUUUAUUGUGUCUGAACUCAGGGCAAAUACUUUUUAAGGUGUAUCCAGCAUCCAUCCAUCCCAUGUCACAGCUCUCCCUAGGGAACAGAUGUUCGGUCUUUCCAGUCUUGCCUUCCUCAGAAAGAAAAUCUGCCCUGUAUUCCUUCCCUGGGAACAAAGCUGGCUUAAUUUAAUUAAGAAAUCUUUUUAAUGCCUCCUUUCCUUACCAUCCAAAAGAAAAUUCCCCAGGGAUUGUUUCAGGGAGUAGUGUGGUCUGUACGUGGAGCAGGAGUGAGGGGAACAGAGCCAGCAGCAGCUGCUUCCUUCAGGGUGGUUAAGAAAGGGAAAGGGGGAGUACAAAGGUGCUGUUUCCUCUUCACCCAGAGCUUCUCAGAACACCACGACAUCCUUAGGUCCAUUUUAAACACCUGCCCAUUUAUGGAGCAGCUGACUGAAACAUUGGGAAAGAUGAGUAAUCUGUGUGUGAGUGGAGGUUUUACUCCUGUCGAGGUAACUGACUGGACAGGACAAUUCUCAUUCUGAGGUAGAUGACAUUUGUAUUUAAAACAGUUCUCGGUGCCAGCACACACCAACCCCCCCCAGAGUUACUGCCAGAGUUUGCUGGUGUGCCCUCUGCGUGGGGGAGAUUGUAAACCUGCACACGCUU